Serendipita indica DSM 11827 is the source of this 873-nucleotide messenger RNA. Lineage: Eukaryota; Fungi; Basidiomycota; Agaricomycetes; Sebacinales; Serendipitaceae. The record is from the annotation of a GenBank genome assembly.
AUGUCCAAGAAGAAGUUUGAACUUCCGCCCCCACGCAAAGAACCAUUCCCGCCAACGAUUGGGUCGAACCCCACGCCAACGUCCAAGCUGGGUGACGACCCGAUACUUGAACCUCCACUUCCAAAGGUCAAAGAUUCUUAUGGACGGAUGGUUUCGACGAAAAAGGCGAAUAUGCCUUUUCUUUCGUACGGCAAAUGGAAGGCCGCUGAAGCUGCCAAGGAGGCGCGACGAGCCAAACGCGCAGAAAAGUGGGCCAAAGGCGAGGAGCUUUCCGACUGGGAAGACGACCCGGACGCACCAGGUUCGGUCAGUGAAGAAGAUUCUGUAGGAAUGGUGCUAGCCAAGACGCUCCUCAUCCUCGUUCUCGUCUUCAUGCUCUCUGGCAAGUUUGUGACAGACAGCUUGGUAUGGGGUUAUGAUGGCAAAUGGGUCCACUGGAGGACGUACUGGCCUUUUGAGGGAUCGGGAUCGCUCUUCACAGAAGAGAUGUUGGCGAAAUACGACGGUUCCAAUCCGAACCUGCCCAUCUAUCUUGCCAUUGAUGGUGACGUAUACGACGUCUCCGCCAAUCGACAUACAUAUGGGCCUGGCGGGAGUUAUCACCUCAUGGCGGGCAUCGAUGCCGCGCGUUCGUUUGGAACGGGUUGCUUCAAAGAUCAUCGAACUCAUGACCUCCGUGGUCUGGACGAGGGUGAGAUGAAAGGCGUCGAACAUUGGAAGGCUUUUUUCAAACGAAGCGACAAGUAUCCGUUUGUGGGAAAAGUCAUUCAUCCUCCCAUCGACCCAAUGAGUCCCACUCCUAUUCAUUGCGACGAAAACAAGCGGAAUCCGCCAAAGCAGACGCAAGGGCCAGCCAAACGACCGGAACUAUAA